ACAAUCCACAACCGCAAACUACGUCGGUGCUUCCAACGGGUCGGGUGGACUUCCUCGAAACUUUCCGUAAGCUACAGUCGGGAAGAUGCUCGAAGCUUUCCGGAUACUCUUCAUUCUCAUCUUGGCAUGGCCCGCAGAUGUCGAAUGUAUCGAGGUAAAUGUGGUCAUCACGCCGGGAGACUUACGGUCUGGAGCGAGCGGCCACAUCCGCGAGAUAGGACUCUUCAUUCAUGGUCUCUCGGAGGACCAGAUCGUCCGGACGAACGUUGAAAUUUUCGAAGAUCCGUCGCGGACUAAGCUUUCGACUGCUUUUCCUCUUGCGAGCAAGAUUGCCGAGAGACUCGAAGGGUCUGUCAGAGUGCUCAGUGGACUUAGCCUGAAGCCAUUCAACUUCAGACGGGACGCAGCUCUUUCGGGGUGUCUAGGUUUCUACGUAGAUGUCUCAUUGGAGACAAAUGAUUCAUCGUCUAAUCUGGCGUCGAACUGUCUCAGAGUCCACACGCACUGGAUGGAAGAGCAAGUUGACGAAAUCGGAUCCUUACCUUUCGUGAGCGUGUCCUUCCCCGGUACCCACGACGCUGGUUCCUACAAGAGAGCUGAUCUGGUGAAAACAUUCUUGGAUUACUACUUCUACUCCCAAGAGGAAGACAUUUUCAGCCAACUGAUGCUUGGCGCGAGAUUUUUCGAUCUGCGCAUAGGCUUCACUCCCGAUCAGGGUGAAAAUCCUUCAGAUUGGUUCCACAUCGUUCAUUCGUACUUCAUCACGUCAAACAGAGUCAAAACUGUAUUCGAGGACGUCAGAGACUUCUUGAAGCUCUAUCCAAACGAAAUAGUUCUGCUGGAUAUGCAUCGGUUUCCCGUGGGAAAUUGGGAUGAUGAAACAUUCACGCUCUUCGCUGAACUCAUUGAAACAGAACUCGGACCUUGGAUAAUUCGCGUCGAUCCCUCGGUGAGAAGCCUCGAGGAGGUCCUAGCAACCGGACGUCGCGUGCUCAUCACUUGCAAUGACGACUCCUUCCUAUCUGAUCUGUAUUUCAAGGGUGUGGUGAAUGUUUGGGCCAAUACCGACGAGGUCACCCAGCUCCAUCAAUAUUUCGAAGGAAAUCUACCUCGGCAUUUCCGAGGAAACCGGCUCUACUCGGCAAUGGCGGAGUUGACCCCGCAAGGGAUUCUGCCAUUCAUAUUCGAUACCUACGGCGGGGGUCUUCGCGGCAUGGCAGAUAGGCACAACUUCGAAACGAUGCUGUGGUUCAGGCACGAUCGCGAUCUGCGUUCAAACACGACGAUCAUCGCGAUGGAUUUCUUCGCGAGCACCGACAUCGUCGAGAUUUCCAAGCGUAUCAAUCUUGAGAGAGCGAAGGCUCAACUGACCGGAAGAGCACGCGGAGCCGUGUAGAAUAAUUCGGUCAGGAGCUAUGAUAAGAUUCCCUAGCAAGAAGUAGUGGGCGCCCAAGGCUCGAUGCGGAAGCCGUCGUGGCGCUCGAUCGCGUUUGUGAAGGACUCCGUCCAUUGUUUAUUCCGGGCCGUGAA
Galendromus occidentalis (western predatory mite) is the source of this 1530-nucleotide messenger RNA. RefSeq lists its product as uncharacterized. The transcript has 9 exons. The coding region runs from base 86 to 1396 and encodes 436 amino acids. Lineage: Eukaryota; Metazoa; Arthropoda; Arachnida; Mesostigmata; Phytoseiidae. Gene Ontology annotation, biological process: lipid metabolic process. Gene Ontology annotation, molecular function: phosphoric diester hydrolase activity. The record is from RefSeq and is a predicted model, not a curated record.